UAUUAUUAUUUGUUUUAUUUUCCAUUUCUAUUAUGUGGGUUUCUUCUUCUUCAUAGAUUAUAUAAACAAGUUGACUUCCCCGAUAAAACCCAGUUUGGGGCCGUCAGCAUCUUUAAUUCCUUGUUUGUUUGCCCACGUCCGGAUUUUCUUCCUUGUUGAUGUGAUUCUGUGAUCUGGCGUGUGAUUUUGGGGAAGCAACAUUGAUGAAAUCACUGCAGUUUUUGACAUGGCUUUAGGGAUUCAAGACCAGAAAAAGAAGUCAUUCAUUAGGAGGAUCUUCACAAUUGAGAGAAAUGCAAAGAAAAUGGAUACAGGUUCAGAUGAAAUACCAGAACCGCACUCUGAUUCAGAUUUCGUGUCUCUAAUAUCGAGCCCUGUAGGUGGUUCAAUGCAAAGUGGAAAUAUCCAGUCGUUAAAAGUUUUUGUGGCAACUUGGAAUGUGGGAGGGAAGUCUCCCGACCUUAUCCUAAAUUCAGAUGAUUUCCUUCCAAUCGACAAUCAGUCAGACAUAUAUGUUUUAGGUUUUCAGGAAAUUGUCCCGUUAAAUGCUGGAAAUGUGUUAGUUGCAGAAGAUAGCGAGCCAGCAGCAAAAUGGCUUGGCUUAAUCAAUCAGACACUUAACAAAUCUCUCAGAGUGCCUUCAAGAGGAUCAAAAUCUCCUUCCGCUCUCGGUGGCCCACUGUUCUUCCAAAAGCCUUCACUUAGGAAGGUCUGUAAGACUUUCAGGACAGAGAGUAAAAGGAAGUUGAAAAGUUGCAAUUGCACUUCGGAAUUGGAGAGGAAGAAUAGCAAGGACUUCUGCUUUCGGUGUCAACAGUCAAAUAUAAGUGAAAGCGACUUGUCUUCAGAUGAUGAUGAUGAUACACCUAGCACCUAUAUAAGUUCAGAAAUUCCCUCUGCUUGCAGGACCAACCAGAUGAAGUAUAGCCUCAUAGUGGGCAAGCAAAUGGUUGGAAUAUUUAUUACUGUCUGGAUGAGGAAGGAGCUUGUUCAACAUGUAAGCCACUUAAGAGUUUCCUGCAUUGGUCGUGGUAUUUUGGGCUGGCUCGGGAAUAAGGGUUGUGUAUCAGUUAGCAUGUUGAUCCACCGGACGAGCUUUUGCUUUGUAUGCAGUCACUUAGCAUCAGGAGAGAAAGAGGGAGAUGAGCUGAGGAGAAAUUUGGAUGUCAUAGAGAUACUUAAAAAUACACAAUUUCCAAGAAUCUGCAGAACAGCUUAUGGUUGGGUGCCUGACAAGAUUCGUGAACAUGAUCGAGUCAUAUGGUUAGGGGAUUUGAACUACCGGAUAAGUUUGAGCUAUUCGGAGACUCUAAAGCUUCUGGAGAAGUACCAAUGGGAUAAGCUUUUUGACAAAGAUCAGCUAAAGAUCGAGAGGAGCGCAGGGCGAGUUUUCAAUGGAUGGAAUGAAGGGAAGAUCUACUUUGCACCCACAUACAAAUACUCCUACAACUCAGACACUUAUUUCGGAGAGACAGUCGAAAGAAGAAACAAACGAAGAACUCCAGCUUGGUGUGAUAGAAUUCUUUGGCAUGGCAACGGGAUUCGACAACUCUCAUACGUUCGUGGGGAGUCCAGGCAUUCCGACCAUAGGCCUGUGUGUGCAACAUUUUGGAUUAAUGUUGAGAUUACCAGCACUGAUCAAAGAAGGGAUUUAUCAGAGCUCUUAUGACAGGUGAUAUAGCAAGACCAGCUUCUACCUCUGACAUAUACUGCCAUGAUUAGAAGUUACAGAUGCUGAUAUACUGCUGGAUUUUCUGACCACUUAAUCGCUCACUGAUCUCUGGAAACUAGUUUAUGGAAUUUGCUAGAAUUUGUUUUUCUUCAAUUCAUUACAUGAUGCCAAUGCAUUAACAACAUGUAAUCAUAAUCAUCAAUUUUUCAACCUUAACCCAAAAAAAUGUGGGGGGUGGGCUACCCAUAAUUCACCUCUCAUAACCAAAGCAUGGCAGAAGUGAUUUCUUUUUUGUUUGCCGUUUAUAUCUAUUGGUUUGUUGUAAUAUGUACAUACUCUUCUGGAGGAGUAAGAUCACUUUUAAUAAGGUUUGUUUUU
This is a messenger RNA of Tripterygium wilfordii, 2050 nucleotides long. RefSeq names its product type I inositol polyphosphate 5-phosphatase 10. Lineage: Eukaryota; Viridiplantae; Streptophyta; Magnoliopsida; Celastrales; Celastraceae. The record is from RefSeq and is a predicted model, not a curated record. The coding region runs from base 227 to 1669 and encodes 480 amino acids. The transcript is spliced from 10 exons. Gene Ontology annotation, molecular function: inositol-polyphosphate 5-phosphatase activity; phosphatidylinositol-4,5-bisphosphate 5-phosphatase activity; phosphatidylinositol-3,4,5-trisphosphate 5-phosphatase activity. Gene Ontology annotation, biological process: phosphatidylinositol dephosphorylation.